This is a messenger RNA of Closterium sp. Yama58-4, 2169 nucleotides long. The record is from the annotation of a GenBank genome assembly. NCBI's taxonomy places the organism in Eukaryota, Viridiplantae, Streptophyta, Zygnematophyceae, Desmidiales, Closteriaceae.
AUGGGGGCGGAACGCGAAAAGGAGAAGCGGCAGAAGGAGGAGCGGAAAAAGGAGGAGGCGAGGAAGGCGGAACGCGAAAAGGAGGAGAAGCGGCAGAAGGAGGAGGAGGCGAGGAAGGCGGAACGCGAAAAGGAGGAGAAGCGGCAGAAGGAGGAGGAGGAGCGGAAAAAGGAGGAGGCGAGGAAGGCGGAACGCGAAAAGGAGGAGAAGUGGCAGGAGGAGGAGCGGAAGAGGGAGGAGGCGAGGAAGGCGGAACGCGAAAAGGAGGAGAAGCGGCAGAAGGAGGAGGAGGAGCGGAAGAGGGAGGAGGCGAGGAAGGCGGAACGCGAAAAGGAGGAGAAGCGGCAGAAGGAGGAGGAGGAGCGGAAGAGGGAGGAGGCGAGGAAGGCGGAACGCGAAAAGGAGGAGAAGCGGCAGAAGGAGGAGGAGGAGCGGAAGAGGGAGGAGGCGAGGAAGGCGGAACGCGAAAAGGAGGAGAAGCGGCAGAAGGAGGAGGAGGAGCGGAAGAGGGAGGAGGCGAGGAAGGCGGAACGCGAAAAGGAGGAGAAGCGGCAGAAGGAGGAGGAGGAGCGGAAGAGGGAGGAGGCGAGGAAGGCGGAACGCGAAAAGGAGGAGAAGCGGCAGAAGGAGGAGGAGGAGCGGAAGAGGGAGGAGGCGAGGAAGGCGGAACGCGAAAAGGAGGAGAAGCGGCAGAAGGAGGAGGAGGAGCGGAAGAGGGAGGAGGCGAGGAAGGCGGAACGCGAAAAGGAGGAGAAGCGGCAGAAGGAGGAGGAGGAGCGGAAGAGGGAGGAGGCGAGGAAGGCGGAACGCGAAAAGGAGGAGAAGCGGCAGAAGGAGGAGGAGGAGCGGAAGAGGGAGGAGGCGAGGAAGGCGGAACGCGAAAAGGAGGAGAAGCGGCAGAAGGAGGAGGAGGAGCGGAAGAGGGAGGAGGCGAGGAAGGCGGAACGCGAAAAGGAGGAGAAGCGGCAGAAGGAGGAGGAGGAGCGGAAGAGGGAGGAGGCGAGGAAGGCGGAACGCGAAAAGGAGGAGAAGCGGCAGAAGGAGGAGGAGGAGCGGAAGAGGGAGGAGGCGAGGAAGGCGGAACGCGAAAAGGAGGAGAAGCGGCAGAAGGAGGAGGAGGAGCGGAAGAGGGAGGAGGCGAGGAAGGCGGAACGCGAAAAGGAGGAGAAGCGGCAGAAGGAGGAGGAGGAGCGGAAGAGGGAGGAGGCGAGGAAGGCGGAACGCGAAAAGGAGGAGAAGCGGCAGAAGGAGGAGGAGGAGCGGAAGAGGGAGGAGGCGAGGAAGGCGGAACGCGAAAAGGAGGAGAAGCGGCAAGAGGAAGAAGAGGAGCGGAAGAGAGAGGAGUCGAGGAAGGCGGAACGCGAAAGUGAGGAGAAGCGGCAGAAGGAGGACGAGGAGCGGAAGAGGGAGGAGGCGAGGAAGGCGGAACGCGAAAAGGAGGAGAAGAGGCAGGAGGACGAGGAGCGGAAGAGGGAGGAGGCGAGGAAGGCGGAACGCGAAAAGGAGGAGAAGCGGCAGAAGGAGGAGGAGGAGCGGAAGAGGGAGGAGGCGAGGAAGGCGGAACGCGAAAAGGAGGAGAAGCGGCAGAAGGAGGAGGAGGAGCGGAAGAGGGAGGAGGCGAGGAAGGCGGAACGCGAAAAGGAGGAGAAGCGGCAGAAGGAGGAGGAGCGGAAGAGGGAGGAGGCGAGGAAGGCGGAACGCGAAAAGGAGGAGAAGCGGCAGAAGGAGGAGGAGCGGAAGAGGGAGGAGGCGAGGAAGGCGGAACGCGAGGAGAGGAGGCGGAGGGGAGCGGAACGCGAGGAGGAGGAAGCGGCAGGAGGAGGCGAGGAAGCGAUGGAAAGGAGGCGGGCACAAAGGGAGGCGGAGUUAGAAGCUAAGCGUCAGCAGAUUGCAAAGAUCGCUGAAACAAUGCGGUUGGAGGCAGCAAAGCGUAAAAGAGACCUCGAAAUAGAGCGUCGGAAAGCCAUGGAGGAGAUCGAGCGUAUUGCACGGUUGGAGGAAGCCGCAAAGGAGGAAGAGGAGAGGCAACAAAUGGAGUUAGAGGCAGAAACAGAGAAAAUGGAAAACGAGAGGCGACGGAUUGCGGGUGAGGAUGAGGAAGGGGCAGCGGAGCAACGGCACGGAGGAUGUCACAGGAUCGAAUUUCCACUCGAGAAUGUUGCACUAUAG